GAUUUUUUUUUUUUUUUUUUUUUUUGCCCCCUUCCCGGGAGCGAGGAGGCCCCGCCCCCUCCCACCGCCCAGAUGUCUCCGGUCACUGCUUGGAGGACCUUCCUGAGGCCAGGAGCCGAAGGGUCUAGAGAGAGAAGCCCACCCUAGGGAGCCUUGGGGGCCACCUAACCUCGCCUUGGGGCUCGGCCCCCGACGCUGCUUGGAGGAAAGGCCGGUGCCCCCACCCUCGGGGGCUGCCCUCCUCCAAUCCAGUUCUCUCUUCAGCGCUUUUCACAUCUGGAGCCCCCUCCACAUCUGGAAGACCCUGACCACCAUCGCCUGCAGGUUCGGCUGCAUCUAGAGACCUAUGCCUUUGUAACUGCCUAGGAGUUGCGAGGGGAUUGCUGUCUUUCCCCCAUCCCAAGGGCAUCUCUUACCCUUAGUCCUUGCAGAAUCAUCCCCCUGCCUCCGCAUCAGAAGACUCAGGCAAAGAUUAGCUCUGUACACCACAGGCCCUUCACGUCCUGGAAGCUGUUCUUGGGCCCUAAGGUCCCUCCCCUUGCCCUCCUGUGUCCUUACCUUGACCCCCCACCUCUGUCAGACUCUGUCUCCCUCUGGGUGCUCCAUCCCCCACCCAGAGGCAGAGUAGGUGGAGUGGCAGGCUGCAGGGGUUGGGUGAGGGCCGCCCAAGGCCAGGGUAGGCUGGGGGGCCGUUAAGAUGUGGAGCUCUGCCCGGCCGAGGGGGGCUCCGUGGAGGCAGACGAAGCGUGUGCCCCGCUGGGGAGAGCAUGGGCAGGCUUUCGGCCACGUUGUGAAGGAUGAACAUUCGGGGUGCCCCGGACCUCGGGCAGCCCAGUGAAGACCCCAACAGUGGUGGAGAGAGAGAACGGAUUCGACAGCGCAUGAAGAUGGUCAUCGGGCAACUUGAAGGCAUCCUGAGGGAACUCAAAGAAGUGGCUAAGGAGCUGAGGGAGGUGGUGAGUCAGAUCGACAAGCUAACCUCUGACUUUGACUUUGAACUGGAGCCAGACGACUGGACCACGGCCACUGUGAGCAGUACCUCCAGCAGUGACAAGGCGGGUGUGGGCGGCCCCUUUGACCUGGGCCACCUGGACUUCAUGACAGCCGAUAUCCUCUCAGACAGCUGGGAGUUCUGUUCCUUCCUGGAUGUCUCUACCCCAUCAGACUCCGUGGAUGGGCCUGAGGCACCACGGCCAGGCCCAGGCCCUGACUACCAGCUCAUGAAUGGUGGCAUGCCCAUCCCCAACGGGCCACGAGUGGAGACGCCAGACUCCUCCAGUGAAGAGGCCUUUGGUGCUGGCCCUGCAAAGGGUCAAGUGCCCCAGCGGACCCCAGGGACGAGGGAGAGGGUACGGUUCAGUGACAAAGUGCUCUACCACGCUCUGUGCUGUGAUGAUGAAGAGGAGGAUGGUGAGGAGGUAGAGGAGGAGGAGGCGGGCCUGACCCCAGAGCUGCCCCAUGUGGAGCCACACACAGGCCCCCUCAAGCCCUCCCCAGCCCCCUACAAGACCAGGCGCUCUCCAUUGGCCACCCGACGCUUGGGCCCCACGUUGGCCCCAGAACAGACCCGAAGGGUCACAAGGAACAGCAGCACCCAGACAGUAUCAGACAAAAGCACGCAGACAGUGCUGCCCUAUACGGCCACCAAACAGAAAGCUAAGGGCAAAAACUAGGGGCUGGGAGGGGGAUGCAUAGAGCUAUAAAUAUAUACAUAUAUAUUUAAACAAACAGUCAUAAUAAAAUUCAUAAAUACUAA
Messenger RNA from Meriones unguiculatus (Mongolian gerbil), 1756 nucleotides. It is a transcript of the gene Insyn1, whose product is annotated as inhibitory synaptic factor 1. The record is from RefSeq and is a predicted model, not a curated record. The coding region runs from base 798 to 1673 and encodes 291 amino acids. Gene Ontology annotation, biological process: inhibitory postsynaptic potential. The transcript is spliced from 3 exons. Gene Ontology annotation, cellular component: postsynaptic density. NCBI's taxonomy places the organism in Eukaryota, Metazoa, Chordata, Mammalia, Rodentia, Muridae.